AUGGCCUUCUUUGGAAUAGCGCCCUGCGGCGGCCAUGUCCACCAGUGUGCUCAUUUAUUAAGGGCUGGUGUGAGCGUUGGCACCAACCGCAGUUUACAUGUGACCAGUAGAUUUGCUGCCAAGGAGUAUUACGAUGUGGUGGUUGUCGGAGGCGGUGCUGGAGGAAUUAGCAUGAGCGCCCGGAUGAAGAGGAAAGUUGGAGCCGGGAAAGUUGCCAUCAUAGAGCCAAGUGAGACACAUUACUAUCAGCCCAUGUGGACUCUGGUUGGUGGAGGUGCCAAGAAGCUGGCAAGUUCUGCUCGUCCUACAGCUAGUGUGAUCCCUUCAGGAGUCAAAUGGAUCAAAUCAGAAGUAAAAAGCUUUGAUCCAGACAAAAACUCCAUCCGGAUAGGUGAUGACAAAGAGAUAGGUUACCAAUAUUUAAUCAUCGCUCUGGGCAUCAAACUCCAAUUUGAAAAGGUUAAAGGACUGCCUGAAGCAUUUAACUACCCCAAAAUCGGCUCCAACUACUCUGUAAAAACAGUGGAGAAGACCUGGAAGGCUCUGCAGGACUUUAAAAAGGGAAAUGCUAUUUUCACCUUCCCCAACACUCCAGUGAAAUGUGCGGGCGCUCCACAGAAAAUCAUGUAUUUGUCGGAUGCAUAUCUUAGGAAAAAUGGAAGACGAUCUGAUGCUAACUUCUUCUUCAACACAUCUUUGGGAGUCAUUUUUGGGGUAAAGAAGUAUGCAGAUGCCCUGCUGGAGAUCACCAAGGAGCGGGACAUCACUGUGAAUUAUAAACAUAAUCUCAUUGAGGUCCGACCUGAAAAGCAAGAAGCCGUAUUUGAGAACCUUGAUAAACCAGGAGAAACCAAAGUUUUCCAGUAUGAAAUGCUUCAUGUGACCCCUCCGAUGGGACCACAAGAUGUACUAGUCAACAGCCCCGUAUCAGAUGCAGGUGGCUGGGUGGAUGUGGACAAGGAGACCCUCCAACAUAAGAAGUACCCCAAUGUUUUUGGCAUAGGGGACUGCACUAAUCUUCCAACUUCAAAAACAGCAGCUGCUAUAGCUGCCCAGACAGCGGUGCUGGCCAGAACGAUUUCCUUGGUUAUGAAAAAUCAAAAGUCCUCUGCCAAAUAUGAUGGGUACACUUCAUGUCCCCUGGUGACAGGCUACAACAAAGUGAUCCUGGCAGAGUUUGACUACAACCAGCAACCACUAGAGACCUUCCCCAUCGACCAGGGCAAAGAGAGAUGGUCCAUGUACCGUAUGAAAGCAGACAUGAUGCCAUUCCUGUACUGGAAUUUACUUCUUACGGGAUACUGGGGAGGUCCAGCCCCCUUCAGGAAGAUAAUGCAUCUUGGGAUGAAAUAA
Messenger RNA from Staurois parvus, 1353 nucleotides. Lineage: Eukaryota; Metazoa; Chordata; Amphibia; Anura; Ranidae. The record is from the annotation of a GenBank genome assembly.